This is a messenger RNA of Salvelinus sp. IW2-2015, 1548 nucleotides long. NCBI's taxonomy places the organism in Eukaryota, Metazoa, Chordata, Actinopteri, Salmoniformes, Salmonidae. The record is from RefSeq and is a predicted model, not a curated record.
AUGUAUGUCUCCCUCUCCUCCCCUGGUCCCCCUCUCCCUCAGGCAUUUAACGUCAUCAACGGGGGCUCUCAUGCGGGCAACAAGCUGGCCAUGCAGGAGUUCAUGGUACUUCCUGUAGGGGCGGAGUCUUUCAGGGACGCUGUGCGUGUGGGGGCGGAGCUGUAUCAGACGCUGAGGGAAGUGAUCAAGGAGAAGUAUGGCCAGGACGCCACCAACGUGGGGGACGAGGGGGGGUUCGCCCCAAACAUACUGGAGAACACUGAAGCACUGGAGCUGAUCAAGACAGCCAUUGAGAAGGCAGGUUUCACAGACAAGGUGGUGAUCGGGAUGGACGUGGCAGCCUCUGAGUUCUACAAAGAGGGCAAGUACGACCUGGACUUCAAGUCUCCGCCCAACGCAGACCGCCACAUCAGCGCCCAAGAGCUCUGCGACAUGUACCAGGGCUUUGUCAAUGACUACCCAGUGCACAUUGGCAAGUCUCUGUAUCUGUCACUGUCUCUCUCUCCCUCUCUGUCUGUCUCUCUGUGUAUGUCUCUCUGUCUGUCCUCCAGGUGUAAGUUGGCUCAGGAGAAUGGCUGGGGGGUGAUGGUGAGCCACCGCUCAGGUGAGACAGAGGACACCUUCAUUGCUGAUCUGGUGGUGGGCCUCUGCACUGGACAAAUCAAGACUGGAGCUCCCUGUCGAUCAGAGCGGCUGGCCAAAUACAAUCAACUCAUGAGGAUUGAGGAGGAGUUAGGGGACCAGGCUCGCUUCGCAGGGCACAACUUCCGGAACCCCGCCGCCCUCUAAGACUCCUUUGGGCUGACGGACACUGACACAGAAUCACAGACAUACAUCACAUCACUGCAGGGCACAGACGGACUGACAUAGAUGAACAGACACAGAUGUACACAGACAGAUAUACAUAAAUACCUACAAUGAAUCCUUCAGACAGAUAGAAGGUCGGACAGACAUAUGGUUGGAAGGAUAGAGAGACAGACAGACUGACAGACAGAGUGCGAGCAGACCGAUAAUCAAUUACCGAUUACCCCCUUAAAAAGUAAAGCAGAGACAGACAGACAGACAGACACAGAGAGAGAGAGAGAGAGAAAGAGAGAGAGCCAGACAGACAGAUGCACUGAGAAACACAUUCAUAUGAAUUAGCCUUUAUAUCACUUAUAACGCACUGAUGUAUUGGAGGUUAUAUGUUUGAUCAGAUGAUGAGUUGGAGGCUGGUGCAGAAUGCAGAAGGACUGAUUGGUUUUAAACAAGACAUUAGUGUGUUGCACAAAGCAGUGUUUCUCUCAAAACAUACAUGCACAUUCCUCUACCUGUUCCCUCGUUCUUUUCCAUCCCUCUCUUUUCUCCUCCCCUUUACUUCAAAGCGUUUUCCCAUCUCAAUUUCCUCAAUUGCCCAACCCUUCCCCUUUCCUCCCCUCCUUCCACCUUUCAGUUACCACUUACAUGUAAAAGCCUGCAACAUAAUUGUCUGUUACCACUUACAUCUAAAAGCUUACCAGAGAAACCAUCCAAUCAAUAAAGAUAUGAACACUUAUGAUGUAAACAUCA